This is a messenger RNA of Dichotomopilus funicola, 2694 nucleotides long. RefSeq lists its product as uncharacterized. The transcript is spliced from 3 exons. The record is from RefSeq and is a predicted model, not a curated record. The coding region runs from base 1 to 2694 and encodes 897 amino acids. Lineage: Eukaryota; Fungi; Ascomycota; Sordariomycetes; Sordariales; Chaetomiaceae. Gene Ontology annotation, cellular component: cytoplasm.
AUGAGUUCAGGUGUGAUUAAACCCGGCACUACACCCAAGCCGGGGCAAAACAGUUUCCCGGCUGGCCCGCCAAGCAGCCAUGCUAUACUGCUGGAGAAACUGAACCGAAGAUCCACCCCGGACUCCGAGGCACUCGCAAGUUCCGACGACGAGCCCGAUAACCACCGUCAGGAUGUGCUUCCUCCCCCAGUCCAACCCACACAGCCUGUGCGUCGCUCGUCCUGGCUGAACGACACCUCGCAACAGCCGCUACCCCGCCAAGCCCAGAGGAAGGGCUCUUUUGCGAGCACGUCGAUGUCUCCUACAAGCUCACAUCCCGCUACGCCUUCUGUUGACUCGGGCGUGACGGCUUGGGGUUCCCAUGCUGCCACUACCGGGGUUCUAGGAAGGGCUCACUCGGGUGCCGGUUCGUUUCCUUGGGGAACUGGGAUUUGGAACAACGAGCGAAAGGAGCCUCCGUCUCGCCUUACCGAGGUUUUGCCGUCGCCUACCUCUACGGUUGCUCCUGGGGUUCAGAACAGCGCCUUCUUCGGUGUCGACAACGGUUUGGCUCAGACUUCGCCAGCAACGAGAGACGCCCCGAACUCGCAGAUUCCAUUUGCGAUUCCGUUGCACCCCACGCCCAAGACGUACCGGUCCCAAUCCUACUCAGUGGGUCAGCUCGAACCAGAAUCCGUUGCUGCCGGAUCUAUGGCCGCCAACCCGCCGGUAAUGAACACUCGUCGGACUAUGGGGCACCCCGGCCUUCAGCAUCGACCUUCUCGCCCGAGCAUGUUGAGCGAGAUGUCGAACGACAGCAGUAUGCUGGGUAAGGUAAAUGAGGAUGAGGAUGACGACAGCAGUGGUUCUAUGCAAGGGAGCCAGCACCAAGACCCGGCAAAGACCAUUGAGAUGCUUACUCGGGAAAACAUGAUGUUGCGCCAGCAGCAGUACCAGAACGCCCAAAAUGCGCGACUUCGCCCCCGAGCCUCGACAGCAAGCGCUUACGGCCUAAGCUCCAGUUAUUUACAGGACAUGCCAGAAGAAUCCGAUUACGCGGUCGAUGAGCACGACGAGCUGAACGACGGGCCGGAUGCAGCUUCUCGGAGGGGCGGUGGACGCAGGAUGAGCGAAUAUGGCGUGGGCCCGUACAACAAGACUCCAUACAUGGUUGAGAACCGCAAGCUGGAAAAUGUUAAAAAGGCUUUCUGGCAGAGUUCGCUUGGCUUCGGCGGGCUGGGAGAUAUUCCGCAGAGCCGGCGACACUCGUUUGCGGACGUUCCCACUCGGCAAGCAUCCAUCAGCUCUAUUGGAGAUGUCCAUCAGGCACACGAAUCGGCGGCCCAAGAACUUGGCCACGGCCCAGACCUGUCCGCGGCAUACACCGACAACCACGGAUAUGCCAUUAACAACCAAGUACCGCCUUACUUUGGCGGUGGGGCUGCUGCCGGCCUAGGCGGUACCCAGCAAGGACUCGCACCGGGCGCCUAUGGAAACCACCUCCCGUCCCCUUACACGGCGAUGCCCAAUUCCUAUGCCCAUCGCCCUACCUCCCCUCACCGCAGCAUGUACGGUAUGGCGCAGCCGCGGCAUAACCAGUCACUCCACAUCGUUCUUUUCAAGUGCGCCAGGGCCGACGUUUUCUACAUCCAAGAGGGUACCGGACUGAACGUUAAGCCGGGCGACCUGGUGAUUGUUGAGGCGGACCGUGGUACCGAUCUGGGCACUGUCGCACGAGAUAACGUCGACUGGCAGACCGCGAAGGAGCUGAAGGAACAUUACGCCGAGGAACAGUACCGGUGGCUGAUGAUGUACUCCCAAAAUGCAGCUGCCGCGCAUGAAGGUGCCGGCGCCGGCCUCAUGGCAGCCAGCAACGGUCUACAGGGCAGCGCAGUCGGCGGCAUGGGUCCCCCGAGCCAGCACCAUCAUCUCCAGGAGCCCGGUUCCGGAGAACUCAAGCCGAAGUUGAUCAAGCGUCUCGCGCAAAGCCACGAGAUCCAUGCAUUGCGGGAGAAGGAGGGCAAUGAAGCAAAGGCUAAGCGGGUUUGCCAGCAGAAGGUCAAGGAGCAUGGGCUCAACAUGGAGAUUCUUGAUGCCGAGUUCCAGAUGGACUGGAAAAAGCUCACCUUCUACUAUUUCGCCGACACAUACAUCAACUUCAACUCCCUCGUCACCGAUCUGUUCAAGAUCUACAAGACUCGCAUCUGGAUGUCCGCCAUCAAUCCGGCAUCGUUCGCCAGCCCCACCCUCGGGCUGCAAGCACCCAGCGGUGUCGGUCCCGGAGCAGUGGUGACGCGGUCCGCCGCAGCCUCAACUCGUCACCAAGAUACGCAGCCAGAGCCGCAGGCUUCCUACUCAGGCUCCAACCAGGCCGGUCGUGGCAACCAGCAGCCCGCUUACACCGCGCCUUUUAGCGAACGUGCCGUGGCGCCUGGAUCAAACUUCCCUGCCGCGAAUUACCCUUACCAGCAGCCUUACAACGCUUUCGCCAAUGCUGGUCGCGGAGGCGCGGUGCCGUACAGCCCAGGUUUGAUGCAAGGUCUGGAUGCUUUCCCCGGCGGGUUCCCCCAACCUGGGGGAGACUUCGCCGGACGUGGACGUUACCCAAGCCCGCAGUCUGCCGGUGGUCCCCAGCGUGAACAGGGCCUCCCACCUCUCGGCGCUCAAGGAGAUAUCCUUGGGUCUUUCCAGGGGCUGUCGUUGGGUUCACGCUAG